AUGAUGGAGGAUGAAAUUCAAGGCCCCCAGGGUAAGAAGAUCGUGCCAGGCCUCCUGUGCCUGGGACACAUCCCGCCCCGCUUCCGGCCCCGGCACGUCCGCAACCUGCUCAGCGUCCAUGGGGAGGUCGGGCGCAUCUUCCUGCAGCCUGAAGAGCGGUUUGUCCGGCGGAGGAAGAAGAAAGCCGGUGCCAAGGCCAAGAACUACACAGAGGGCUGGGUGGAAUUCAGAGACAAGCGUGUGGCCAAGCUCGUGGCCGCCAGCCUGCACAACACGCCCAUGGGCACCCGCCGGAGGAGCCGCUUCCACUACGACCUGGGGAACAUCAAGUACCUACACCGCUUCAAGUGGCCCCACCUGAGCGAGCGGCUGGCCUACGAGCGCCAGGUCCGGCAUCAGCGCCUGCGGGCCGAGAUUUCCCAGGCCAAGCGCGAGACCAACUUCUACCUGCGCAGCGUGGAGACCAGCCAGCGCUUCGCCCGCCGCGCCGCCGCCGCCCCUGCCGGGGAAGAGGAGAAGAGCUGGGGCUUCGUCCAGCGCCCCACGGAGGAGGAGAUCCAGCUGCGCAAGGCGGGCGGGGGCGGGCGGCGGUUGCGCGGGCAGCUGGCCAGGGCCCAGGAGAUCCAGCUGAAAUCCCAGACCAGCCGCUCCCUGCUGGCCAAGAUCUUCAACGCUGCGGACACUGCCUCCGAGAGAGCCCCGGGGGGGCCGGAGCUGCAGUGAGAACCCGGGGGGGGGCUGAGGGCACCGGGCUGCAGAAUGUGAUGGGGACUGGGCAGGCGGUGCUCCCCUUGGCAGGGAGGAAGCACCAUGCUGUGGAGAAUGGGGUGAGGGGGCUGUGGGAGGGGAGGGGACUCCAGUGGGGCUGAGCAGGGAGUGCUGGGAUCCAGGACUCUUGCAUCCUGUGCCUGGCUGGGGGGCAGGGAGCCAGGACUCCUGGG
Messenger RNA from Pelodiscus sinensis (Chinese soft-shelled turtle), 941 nucleotides. The record is from RefSeq and is a predicted model, not a curated record. Lineage: Eukaryota; Metazoa; Chordata; Testudines; Trionychidae.